This is a messenger RNA of Merops nubicus (carmine bee-eater), 2377 nucleotides long. RefSeq names its product methylenetetrahydrofolate dehydrogenase (NADP+ dependent) 1, methenyltetrahydrofolate cyclohydrolase, formyltetrahydrofolate synthetase (gene MTHFD1). NCBI's taxonomy places the organism in Eukaryota, Metazoa, Chordata, Aves, Coraciiformes, Meropidae. The record is from RefSeq and is a predicted model, not a curated record. Gene Ontology annotation, molecular function: ATP binding; methenyltetrahydrofolate cyclohydrolase activity; methylenetetrahydrofolate dehydrogenase (NADP+) activity. Gene Ontology annotation, biological process: tetrahydrofolate interconversion. The transcript has 20 exons. The annotation marks the transcript as partial. Gene Ontology annotation, cellular component: cytosol.
ACAGCACAAAGGCCAGUGGCAAAAGAGUUGUAGGAGAUGUGGCAUACAAUACAGCAAAGGAAAAAGCCUCCUACAUCACCCCAGUUCCUGGUGGCGUUGGGCCUAUGACUGUGGCCAUGUUAAUGCAGAGCACCGUGGAGAGCGCGCAGCGUUUCCUGGAGAAGUUCCAGCCUGGAAAAUGGAACAUCCAUUAUAACCAGCUUACCCUAAAGAUGCCUGUUCCAAGCGACAUAGAAAUAUCUCAGUCUUGCAUGCCCAAGCCCAUUGAUCAGGUUGCAAAAGAAGUUGGCCUGCUCCCUGAUGAGGUCGAGCUCUACGGCCAGACUAAAGCCAAGGUUCAUCUGUCAGCUCUGAAGCGGCUGAAGAACCAGCCAGAUGGCAAAUACGUUGUCGUUACUGGGAUAACUCCUACUCCCCUGGGAGAGGGGAAAAGCACCACCACUGUCGGCCUUGUUCAAGCCCUAGGAGCCCACCUUCACCAGAAUGUCUUUGCCUGUGUUCGGCAACCUUCUCAGGGGCCAACCUUUGGUAUAAAAGGUGGAGCUGCAGGUGGUGGCUAUUGUCAAGUUAUCCCCAUGGAAGAGUUUAACCUUCAUCUCACUGGUGACAUCCAUGCUAUCACUGCGGCCAACAACCUGGUUGCUGCUGCUAUCGAUGCACGUAUAUUCCAUGAGCUAACUCAGACUGACCAGGCUCUCUACACCCGUUUGGUGCCUUCUGUCAACGGUGUUAGGAAGUUCUCAGACAUUCAGAUGCGAAGACUGCAGAAACUGGGCAUUAACAAAACUGAUCCCACUACUUUGACAAAGGAAGAAGUAAACUUAUUUGUGAGAUUGGACAUUGACCCAGGCACCAUAACGUGGCAAAGAGUACUGGACACAAAUGACAGAUUCCUUAGGAAGAUCACUAUUGGACAGUCUCCAACAGAAAAAGGCUUCUCACGGACGGCUCAGUUUGACAUCACGGUGAGCAGUGAGAUUAUGGCAGUUCUUGCACUCUCUGAUGGGCUGGAUGAUAUGAAGAAGCGACUGGGCAGAAUGGUGGUAGCUUCCAGCAAGAGAGGAGAACCAGUUACAACAGAUGACCUUGGAGUGACUGGUGCUUUGGCUGUCUUGAUGAGAGACGCUGUUAAACCAAACCUCAUGCAGACCCUAGAGGGCACACCAGUGUUUGUUCAUGCUGGACCUUUUGCCAAUAUUGCACAUGGAAAUUCCUCAGUGUUGGCAGACAAAAUAGCACUGAAGCUUGUGGGCAAAGAGGGUUUUGUUGUUACAGAAGCAGGAUUUGGUGCAGACAUAGGCAUGGAGAAAUUCUUUAAUAUCAAGUGCCGCUAUUCUGGUCUGAGGCCUCAUGUGGUGGUGUUGGUUGCUACUGUCCGAGCUCUGAAAAUGCAUGGAGGAGGGCCUGCAGUCACUGCUGGGGUACCUUUACCAAAGGAAUACAUGGAAGAGAAUCUCCAGCUGUUGGCAAGAGGUUGUAGUAACCUAAACAAGCAAAUCCAGAAUGCACGGAUGUUCGGUGUCCCAGUAGUAGUGGCUGUCAAUGCUUUCAAGACAGAUACAAAGGCUGAACUGGCCCUUGUAGUAAAACUGGCAAAGGAAGCGGGAGCGUUUGAUGCUGUCGAGUGCACUCACUGGGCAGAGGGAGGUAAAGGAGCAGUUGCACUGGCCCAAGCUGUUCAGAGAGCAUCACAGACACCCAGCAACUUCAGGUUCCUGUACAAUGUGGAGCUCCCUGUUGUAGAUAAGAUCAGGCUUAUUGCACAGAAGAUCUAUGGGGCAAGUGACAUUGAACUACUUCCAGAAGCACAGCAGAAAGUCGCCUUGUACACUAAGCAAGGAUUUGGAAACCUGCCAAUCUGCAUGGCUAAAACUCACUUGUCGUUGUCCCACGACCCUGAGCAAAAGGGAGCCCCCACGGGCUUCGUGCUGCCCAUCCGCGACGUGCGGGCCAGCGCUGGGGCCGGCUUCCUGUACCCCCUGGUGGGAACGAUGAGCACUAUGCCAGGACUUCCUACCAGACCCUGUUUCUAUGAUAUAGACUUGGAUCCAGUGUCAGGAGCAGUAAAUGGGCUCUUUUGAAAGGAGUUACUGAGCAAAGCUCCAAGAAGAACACCUGAUGAGUCACGUAAACAGAACCAUAUCCUGAUCUUUUGUCUAAGUCAGAGCAAGAUAUGACUGAGAACAUAGUGCAAGAAGUGACUGGAAGGAGGAGUGCUAAAGAAUCAACUGCUUACAUUUUAAUCUGUAAUAAUUCUCAAACUGCUGUGUUCCAAGCUAGUUGACACUGAGCAUAUAGAGAAAAAUUCCUCUACAAGCCUCCUGCUUCGUAAUUGUAGCUGAAGCAGAAUACAGGAGCUUGGGUUUAGUGACCUCUU